Telopea speciosissima is the source of this 1732-nucleotide messenger RNA. RefSeq names its product metal tolerance protein 2-like. Gene Ontology annotation, biological process: transmembrane transport; monoatomic cation transport. Bases 85 to 1605 code for a protein of 506 amino acids. Gene Ontology annotation, cellular component: membrane. Gene Ontology annotation, molecular function: monoatomic cation transmembrane transporter activity. The record is from RefSeq and is a predicted model, not a curated record. The transcript has 13 exons. Lineage: Eukaryota; Viridiplantae; Streptophyta; Magnoliopsida; Proteales; Proteaceae.
UCCUCUCCUGCAAGAGCGAACUGAAGAGAGACGGCAAAGAGGUCGGGGGAGAGACACGCAGCGAUCUGAUUAAAAUAACGUCAAAUGGGGUUCAGAUUUUCUAUUCUCAGUCCCAUCUACAAAGCCUACAUUUCUAGGAUCUCUUCCCCGUCAUCUCCACAUACGAGAACGCGCUUCAAUUAUCUGCUUCUUCCCUCCAAUUCUCAUCUGCAAGACUCGUUGGUAUUCUCCGACAAUUAUCAUCCCCAUUACAAUAUCCCAAGGAGAUGGCACGUGGGUCAUUCUCACCACCACCACCAUCAUUCGGGGGAAGAGGGAGAGAACAUAUUCAAGUUGGGUCUCGCUGCCGACGUCGCUCUUGCCACCGGGAAAGUUUUGACUGGAUACUUGUCCGGCAGCACUGCCAUCAUCGCCGACGCAGCUCAUUCUGUCUCCGACAUCGUCCUUAGUGGUGUUGCUUUGUGGUCAUUUCAGGCUUCGAGGGCUCCCAAGGACAAAGAACACCCAUAUGGACAUGGAAAAUUUGAGACUCUGGGAGCUCUUGGAAUUUCUUGUAUGCUUUUGGCAACAGCUGGGGGCAUUGCAUGGCAUGCUUUAGAUAUUUUGCAAGGAGUGCUGACGUCGACCUCUGAAAUGGCAAAUCAUUCUUCAGUCCAUGAGCAUUUGCAUAUCCAUGGUCAUGGUGGCCAUCACCAUGGAAUCGACAUGGCACACCCUAUUUUGGCUUUGAAUAUGACUAUUGUGUCAAUUGUUGUCAAAGAAGGUCUUUUUUGGAUAACAAAAAGAGCUGGGGAAAAGCAAGGAAGUGGACUGAUGAAAGCGAAUGCAUGGCAUCAUCGUGUUGAUGCUGUCUCGUCAAUUGUUGCUCUCAUUGGGGUUGGAGGCUCUAUUCUCGGAGUGAAGUUUCUAGAUCCCCUUGCGGGGCUCAUUGUCUCAGGGAUGAUCCUAAAAGCUGGAGUUGAAAAUGGGUACCAGAGUGUCAUGGAACUGGUGGAUGCUGGAGUUGAGCCGCAUCUUUUGGAUCUUGUUAAACAAACAAUACUCCAAGUUGAAGGGGUCAGGGGAUGCCACCACUUGAGGGGAAGGAAGGCUGGGUCGUGUAUGCAUCUUGAUGUACACAUUGAGGUUGAUCCGUUUUUGAGUGUUAGUGCUGCACACGAGAUUGGUGAAAAUGUUCGUCGCCAAAUCCAGAGAUCCCAUACUGAAGUAGCUGAAGUUUUCAUACACAUAGAUCCGGCGAUUUCACAAUUCUCUUCCCAAAUAUCAAACCUGUCAGAAAAUGCGAAGGGAAUGGAUCUUAUGAAUUUGAAUGUCUGUUCAAAGAAAAAUGACGUUGAAACUGUUGUCUCUGACAUCCUUGCAUCUAAGUUUACAGAGAAGAUGGUUGUUGAGCACAUAACGCGCCACCAAUUACAAGGCAACAUUUUACUUGAAGUUGAGGUCUCCAUGCCCGAUGAGAUGUUGAUCCGGAAUGCAAUUGAAGUGGCGAAAGGAGCAGAAAAGGAAAUCUUGAAGACAGCCCCUAAUGUAAACCAAGUGAGCAUCUUACUGAGGUUGGGCCAUCCAAUCGCACGCUCGAAAACCAUGAAAAUCUGUAACCGUUGAGGUAUUCUUAUUAAUGGGGAAUGCUUAAUUCUUCUUGUCAUAUUUUUUGGAAAUAAUGUAAAAUCUUCACUCCAUGUAAAGGGGAUUUUAAUUUAACAAAGCCAAACAGGUUCUUCCUUAAAAAAGC